CUACAACGUCACUUAUUUCGAACCGAUAACCCAAUUUCUCCUAUAAAAAUGUGUAGAAAGGCCACAUGCGGAACAUGCAACAAGACCUCCUGGUGGGGUUGCGGCAGCCACAUCCCAUCUGUCAUGGACAAUAUUCCUGACGCUGACCGCUGCGCCUGCGAGCCCAAGGUCGAAGUCGGCGGUGUCUCGUACCCGCCCAUGGCCGCGUCUCCAAACUGACUUAUCGAGAGGGCUGCUGCGCUGGUUCUCUGGACGCGAGGGAAGAAAGCGACGUGGUCGCCCACUGGCGUCGUUGAGGAACCUUUGAAGUCAUGAUAACGACGAUGCUGUGAUGAGCUAGAGGAUUGUACAGUACAUGAGAUAUGGAUUGGCGUGGCGUUGAGAGAGGGGGUUUGAGGGGGUUGGUAUCAGGGCAGACUAAGGUAUAUUAUACGAGUUUUUGGAAAGCAAUCACAAGCAUUGUGUCUAG
Molecule: messenger RNA, 469 nt
Organism: Fusarium graminearum PH-1
Lineage: Eukaryota; Fungi; Ascomycota; Sordariomycetes; Hypocreales; Nectriaceae
Exons: 2
Coding region: 124-219 (31 amino acids)
Source: RefSeq, a predicted model, not a curated record